Patiria miniata (bat star) is the source of this 1543-nucleotide messenger RNA. RefSeq names its product alpha-2,8-sialyltransferase 8F-like. Lineage: Eukaryota; Metazoa; Echinodermata; Asteroidea; Valvatida; Asterinidae. The record is from RefSeq and is a predicted model, not a curated record. Gene Ontology annotation, molecular function: alpha-N-acetylneuraminate alpha-2,8-sialyltransferase activity. Gene Ontology annotation, biological process: oligosaccharide metabolic process; N-glycan processing. The transcript has 8 exons. Bases 394 to 1527 code for a protein of 377 amino acids.
CGCGUGAUUAAACAAUGCCACCGACCUUUGAACGCAUGGAGUUCUUGUACAAUAUGGCGCAGGCAAACGGCUGGUUGGCCCCGUAAUAAAUGAUUCAUACAGUGUAUUCGGUGCUCACUGCAGUACAGUGUAGGCCUUGCGGUUUUACAAAAGGCCUUGCCCAUAAUAACAGCUGCACAAUAGACCGACUUCAUUCAUAUUAUUCCAACCGUGCAGAACGAGAACCGGGAACCCAGAUGAGCAGCCAUCGAACCUUCACCUGACUCUCCAUGUCGCCCUGAACACAGCCUCCGCAUUGCUCUCUCUAUGUACAUGUGGGAGAUAGUACCGGAACACAGAUGCAGCAUCUUGCGUGGCGUAAAGUUGAAGAUGUGGCUAGAGUUAAAGUGAGCGAUGCGACGAUUCUCCCGUCUGCGGGCACUGAUAGCCUUGGUAUUGGCCGCGGUGUGUGUGGUUGAACUGCUGCUAGUUGCCUUUGCCGGAUCCAAGGAAACUAACAAGGAUCUUCUUCAAGAGGAAACUCUGGUUGGAGCAGGAUCCAGGAGCAAAACCUUGAAGCCUCAACAUGGGACCACGCAUGCGCCAACCAACAAUCAGACAGAAUCGGAGGGAGGCGCACGAUCCAACGACACAUCUAGCUACAAUCUGGAAGAGGUUAUUGCCAAUUUGUCUAAGCCUUGGGCGGUAAACGAGACACGCAAAGCCGGUAUUAGACGUAAGUUCAACAGCGUUUUGAAUGCCACGGAAUUCACCGUCCUAACAAAGAAUUUCGCGGUUCUCGGGCAAAAUUUAACCUUUGCCAUAAACCCAAGUGUAGUCCAUAACCUGACGGAUGAAGUAUAUCGAAUGCUUCCAGAGCAAUCACCAUUCACAACUUCGAAAUUGAAACGAUGUAGUGUUGUUGGGAACGGUGGUAUUCUUGCAAGUAGUUACUGUGGGAAGGAGAUUGACAGUUCUGACUUCGUAUUCAGAUGCAACACACCUCCGUUGAAGGGAUAUCAAAAGCAUGCAGGGACUAAGUCCAACUUGACUUCCAUUAAUCCAGGCGGUGUCAUCGACAUCAAAUACAGACGGUUACGAGACAUAGGGUAUAGGAACCGAUUCCUGAGAGAUAUGAAGGCCUACGGAGAUCUUCUCAUACCAGUCUAUGGCGUCAACAUGAACGCAUAUAGGACGAGCAUGCUGGCCCUGCGGCUGCUCCGCCAGAAAGACUCCACCACACGGGGACUCAUCAUCAAUCCGGACCACUUCAGAGGUCUUCAAGACAUGUGGAGGGAGAUGGGCCUUCAAAGUCGAAUGACAACAGGUUUUUACCUCGCGUCGGUGGCACUGUCUGUUUGCGAUUCCACCGAUCUCUACGGCUUUUGGCCGUUUGCCAAAGGCCCCAAUCACCGUCCAGUAACCUACCAUUACUACGACAGGCUCAAAAUCUCCAAAGGUGUCCACAACUUUAACUGGGAAUUUGACGUUCUGUACCGUUUGCAUAUGAGCGGUGUACUAAAGAUGCACGCCGGACCGUGCACAUAACAACCACAGACUUGAA